Messenger RNA from Tarenaya hassleriana, 773 nucleotides. RefSeq names its product stress-response A/B barrel domain-containing protein At5g22580-like. The record is from RefSeq and is a predicted model, not a curated record. NCBI's taxonomy places the organism in Eukaryota, Viridiplantae, Streptophyta, Magnoliopsida, Brassicales, Cleomaceae. The transcript has 2 exons. Bases 33 to 509 code for a protein of 158 amino acids.
CACCACUCACCAGAGUGUGAGGGGAAAAAAAGAUGAGUGAGGUAACAAAAACAAAACCAGAUUCUUCAGAGUUCAAACACUUGGUGAUUGUUAAGUUCAAAGAAGAUGUUAACGUGGAAGAGAUCAUCAAAGGGCUUCAGAAGUUGGUCGACGAAAUUGAUUCCCUCAAAUCCUUCGAAUGGGGACAAGACAUGGAGAGCCAGGUGGGGUUAAGACAAGGAUACACACAUGCAUUCAUCAUGAGCUUUGAGAAGAAACAAGACUACUUCGAUUUCGUGUCUCAUCAAUCUCACGUCUCUUUCUCUUCCGUCUUCUCUUCUUCUAUCGACCAAAUCCUUCUCCUCGAUUUCCAUUCUUCUCCCCUUCUCCCCGUCGCCACGUCAUCAUCACCCCCUCCUCCUCCUCCUCCUCCUCCUGCCGCCGUCGAAGAUGCCGCUCACGACGAUACCGUUCUCACUCGCGAUGAUACUGCUGAUCAUUGUCGUAAUAGUGGCUGUAAUAGUAAUUAGUACGGUCAUUAGCAGGAUCAUUGAUUCUCAGUCAGGAGAUGACGGAAAAGAUCACGGGGAUUGAGCGUAUUACAUCCUAUGUUAUCUUCGUUUAUAUAUAUAUAUAUGUGUGUGUGUGUGUGUGUGUGUUUCGUAUUUUUAAUAAAAAAAAAGGGUAUCCAGCAAUUUGGCCCGAUAUUCCCAUGCAAGGCACAUGAAGGACCCCGCAUUAUACCUCGAUGGAAUUGGAACAUUUUAUCCUCCUUUGGAUUGCCAAUCGAAUAU